Molecule: messenger RNA, 2463 nt
Organism: Talaromyces proteolyticus
Lineage: Eukaryota; Fungi; Ascomycota; Eurotiomycetes; Eurotiales; Trichocomaceae
Product: putative alpha-xylosidase
Exons: 1
Coding region: 1-2463 (820 amino acids)
Biological process (GO): carbohydrate metabolic process; N-glycan processing
Molecular function (GO): alpha-glucosidase activity
Source: RefSeq, a predicted model, not a curated record
AUGCACCGCUACACCUUUAAUCACGACCCUCGUGCCAAUACCGAUGCGAUUGUUGGCGGCCGGUCAACGGACAAAUAUCGCUUCACCGUGCUCGCGGACGGACUGCUUCGAUACGAAUGGGCGAUAGAUCACCAAUUUGAGGACCGCGCUUCGGUCUUCGCAAUCAACCGUAGACUACCGGUGCCAGAGUUUCGGGUCAAAGAGAACGAUAGCAGUCUACAAAUCAUCACCAGCAGACUCCACCUUACGUACAACAAACAGGCAUUCUCAUCCAGUGGACUGCACGUGGUUGUGAAAGGCAAUUUCCAUUGUCACGGCAGUCUUUGGAGGUAUGGCGAGGCUUAUACUGAUCUGGGAGGCACCGCCCGCACUCUCGACGAAGCUAAUGGCCGGAUCCCAUUAGAGUCGGGUAUAAUGGCUCGUGGUGGUUUUACCAGUGUCGAUGAUUCGGAGUCGAUGUUGUUUGACACCGACGGCUGGAUCACCGUCCGAGCACCCGGGGUUGGCCGCGUUGAUGGCUACCUCUUCGCAUACGGGCAUGAUUUUCGCGAAGCAAUCAAGACUUUUUACGCGCUCUCCGGACCUCAGCCACUGUUGCCACGUUGGGCAAUGGGAAAUUGGUGGAGUCGAUACUAUGCCUAUCAUGCAGACGAAUAUCUGGCUUUGGUUGAUCGAUUUCACUCCGAAGGAAUCCCUCUAUCUGUUGCUGUUCUGGAUAUGGAUUGGCAUCUGGUAGAUGACCCUCGCAUUGCCCAGGCUGGUGUGACCGGGUGGACUGGUUAUACUUGGAACAAGCAAUUGUUUCCUGACCCACCCGCGUUCAUGAAGAAGCUUCACGAGCGUGGUCUACACAUCUCGCUUAACGACCAUCCUGCCGAUGGUGUCCAGAGCUUUGAAGACCCUUAUGAGGAGAUGGCCAAGGUGUUGAACCACGACACAUCCCAUGGUGAUCCCAUCCCCUUUGAUAUCACAAAUCGUGCCUUUCUGGAUGCGUAUUUCGAUAUUCUUCAUCGUAGGUUUGAGAGCGAGGGAAUCGAUCUCUGGUGGGUGGAUUGGCAACAAGGCAAGCAUUCUCGUAUCCCAGGCGUUGAUCCGUUAUGGGUUCUCAACCACUUUCAGUUCUUGGAUAGUAAGCAAAACGGACAGCUCCCACUCACAUUUUCUCGCUAUGCUGGUCCGGGAAGUCACCGUUACCCAGUUGGAUUUUCCGGCGAUUCAAUUGUGACGUGGGAAUCGCUGCAGUUUCAACCUGAAUUCACUGCUUCCGCCUCCAACAUUGGGUUUGGAUGGUGGAGCCACGAUAUCGGUGGACACAUGCAUGGAGUGAAAGAUAACGAGCUCUUGGUCCGCUGGGUGCAGUACGGCACGUUCUCUCCCAUCCUUCGACUUCACUCGUCCAAUAAUCCUUGGAAUAUCAAAGAGCCAUGGAACUUACCCGUUCAAUAUAAAAGCGUUAUGUCGGAAUUUCUCCGACUGAGACAUCGCCUUAUACCGUAUCUGUAUACAAUGAACGUACGGGCUGCUGUUGAGGGGCUACCUCUUGUGCAGCCCAUGUACUGGGCGUAUGCGGAGCGCGAAGAGGCUUAUGAAUUUCCCAAUCAGUAUCUUUUUGGAUCUGAACUCAUGGUGGUGCCAGUCACAUCACCUGAAAACCCCACGUCCAGACAGGCUCUUACACGCGCCUGGCUUCCUCCCGGUCGACGACAAGUCGAUAUCUCGACUGGCAUCGUGUACAAUAGUGAUCGGCUUCUUUGGCUGAGCCGUAAAUUGUCAGAAUUCCCCGUAUUUGCCUCCGAAGGGGCCAUUAUUCCUCUCGAUGUAGCAUCAGAGCCUGGAAAUAAUUGCAAAAACCCAGAUGGUAUCGAGAUUCUCCUUAUUGUGGGUGCAGAUGGAUACUUUGAACUGGUAGAAGAUAAUGGGAAAGGCCAGACAGCUGACGACGUCCACUUUUUGCGAACUCCUAUCAGGUUUGAGCAGAACUCAGGUCAAGUAACAAUCGGUCCAACUGUUUCGUCGCCAACGUUCGGACUUAACAAAACAAACACCCGAGACUGGACAAUUCGCUUAAUCGGUCGUUACUCCUCAUCUGUGUCCCCGUGGUUUUCUGUGGGACAGGGACCAGAGAUACAGAUUUCCCCAGAGCCAGUAGACAAUGGAUUAGUCUUAAAAUUGGGCACUCACCAGAUAACUGAAAGUCUUGUUGUCAGUGUCGGGGAUGCCGACCCUCAACUCGACACAUUCAACCCCCACGAUCGCAUCAUGACAUUUUUGCGUGAAGCCCACAUCGAACUAGAUCUUAAAGCCAGAAUCCGCUCGACUAUUGACCGGGAAAUACCGUUGGUGGUAAUUGUUGGUGAGCUGCAUGCUCUCGGAUUGGAUGAUGUGGUACUCUACCCUUUGCUCGAGACCCUUUUGGCCGAUUCUCGCACCUUGGCUACUCGAGACUAUAAUUCCACGUGCUAG